CGGCGGGGCGGCGGGGAUGGAGGGCGGCGAUGCGGGCGGCGGGGGCCUCCUGCAGCAGAUCCUCAGCCUGCGCCUCGUGCCCCGCGUCGGCAACGGCACCACCACCUACUCCAGCCGGCUCUCCACCUUCCCAGAGAUGUGGUACGGCGUCUUCCUGUGGGCCCUCGUCUCCUCCCUGGCCUUCCACGUCCCCGCCGCUCUGCUCGCGCUGUUCACGCUGCGGCACCACAAGUACGGCCGGUUCAUGUCCGUGAGCGUCCUGCUGAUGGGCAUCGUGGGACCCAUCACGGCCGGCACCCUCACAAGCGCUGCCUUUGCUGGAGUUUACAGAGCUGCGGGGAAAAAGAUGAUCCCCUUCGAGGCCCUCAUUUUCGGCGUGGGGCAGACCUUCUGCGUGGUGGUGGUGUCGUUCCUGCGCGUCCUGGCCACGCUGUAGCUCCCCCUGGGGCGGCCGGAGGACACGAACCCGAGCGGGGUGAGGGACCCGGCGCCUGCUCUGCCUCUGGAACAAAUCCCAAAUCACAGCUCGGGGCUCGUGCUUCCUCCACUGGUUUAAGGAAUUGGGAAGGCCUGCUCCUGCCUCUGGUGUGGCUCGGAACUAAGCUGAAAAUUGUGAAUUUUGUUACUUUUUGGUAACAUUAAGUGCCAAGUGAGACUUACUUCCCUGGAGGGUGGGAAGGUGGCUGCUGGAGGGGGAGGCCCACAGACCUUUCAGCAGUGAUGAGGACAGAGCUGGGAUGUGACACUGGCUGUGCUGGGGGGGGAGCAGGACCACGGAGUGUGCCCAGAGCUCACUUAGUGCUUUGACCUGCUGUUGCUUUGAUCUCAGUGAACCUGAAGCUCUUUUAAUGCGAAUUUGCUUUAGAUUAAAAAAUUAAUUUGUUUUCU
Molecule: messenger RNA, 888 nt
Organism: Empidonax traillii (willow flycatcher)
Lineage: Eukaryota; Metazoa; Chordata; Aves; Passeriformes; Tyrannidae
Gene: TMEM170A
Product: transmembrane protein 170A
Exons: 3
Coding region: 17-436 (139 amino acids)
Biological process (GO): endoplasmic reticulum tubular network organization
Cellular component (GO): endoplasmic reticulum membrane
Source: RefSeq, a predicted model, not a curated record